Cololabis saira (Pacific saury) is the source of this 3438-nucleotide messenger RNA. RefSeq names its product toll-like receptor 3 (gene tlr3). Gene Ontology annotation, cellular component: membrane. Gene Ontology annotation, biological process: toll-like receptor signaling pathway; inflammatory response; immune response. Gene Ontology annotation, molecular function: transmembrane signaling receptor activity; protein binding. NCBI's taxonomy places the organism in Eukaryota, Metazoa, Chordata, Actinopteri, Beloniformes, Belonidae. The record is from RefSeq and is a predicted model, not a curated record.
UACAAUCCUGCUUUAGAGGAGGAGGUUAUGAUUUUACUCCGCUUUCCUGGAGAAGUUGUGGAGAAGAAAGCAAGUUAUUUUCUGCUGGAAGUGUAAAUGAUUGUGAAACAACAUCUGGUUUUUUUUGACACAAUGUUUACCCCUCGUUCCUGUCUCCUAACCUGGGUCCUCAUCAUAUGCAACUCUGUUGGACCAGACUAUUGCAUGGCCUCCCAGAAGAAGACCCUCUGUCACGUACAAGACGGCAGAGCUGACUGCAGUCAUCUUAGCCUCAGCGCCAUCCCUCCAGACUUGCCCAGGAAUAUCACCAGCCUGGACAUAUCUCACAACAGACUGGGUCGGCUUCUCCCCGAGACGUUGAAUCUGUACGCAGGCCUUCUCGACCUCAACAUCAACUACAACAGCAUCACCAACCUGAAUGAGGGCGUGUGCAAGAGCCUGCCCCUGCUGCAAACUCUGAACCUGGAGCAUAAUCAAGUGCAUUUGCUGAAAAAAGAGGAUCUGAGGCACUGCAGCAACCUAAGAUGGUUAAAUAUGGCUAGCAAUAGACUAAAACUACAAGGAGAACCCUUUUCUGAAAUACAGAACCUGAAAUUUCUUGACGUCUCCAUGAACAAGCUGCUGUCAGCAAAGCUUGGCUCUCAGCCUCAGCUGCCCAGUUUGGUGAAUCUGAGUAUGGGAUUAAAUGACUUCAACACCCUGAAGAGUGACGACUUUUCCUUCCUUAGGCUUUCACACUCUCUGCAAGUCCUUAACCUGUCAUCUGUGUCCCUGAAAACGAUGGAGCCUGGCUGCUUUAAGCCUAUUUCAGGCAUACGUACGUUGAUUUUAGAUGGGAGCAAAAUGGUGACUCAGUUAAUUUUGAAACUCUGUUCUGAGCUGUCAGGUACCGCUAUCAACGCCCUCUCUCUUAAGAAGAUGAAGCUAAUUACUCUGAACAACAGAACCUUUACAGGACUUCAACAAACAAAUCUAACCUUUCUGGACCUGUCAGGGAAUGGCAUGGCCAAAAUUGAAAGAGGAACGUUUCAGUGGCUGUCCAGCCUUCAGUCUCUAAUUUUGUCGGACAACAAUCUCAAGCACCUGACCAAGGAAACAUUUCUGGGGCUUAAAAUGCUGAAAGAGCUGCAAUUGACGAGAGCAUUAGUGAAAAGUCGUUCAUCCCCUCUGCCGAUUAUUGAUGAUUUCUCUUUUCAAACCUUGAUCAAUCUUAAAAGCUUGAUACUGUGCAAUACUACAAUUUCAGAGAUCACAGAGCACACGUUUACAGGCCUGACAAGUCUCACAGAGCUUGAUCUGAGCCGGUGUUCUUACAUACAUACGCCGCAGAGAGAAAUCACCAAUAUGACAUUUAUUUCACUUGCAAAGUCACCGCUCAGAAAGCUGAAUCUGGCAAGAAACACCCUGGCAAAGAUUAAUCCCGGAAGCUUUUCUGUCUUGAGAAACCUCACCACACUCAAUUUAGAUUACAACUUUCUCAAGCAAACUCUAACUGGCAGCGAAUUGGAAGGUCUGGAUCAGCUACAAGAGCUUCACAUAACCAACAACUAUCAGUCAAUCGACCUGACUUCCGGUUCAUUUACGAGUGUUUCCAGUCUCACAGUCCUGACUUUGGGGAAAAGUCUGAAAGCUGAGGCCUUGAAGCAGGAUCCCUCUCCAUUCUGGCCACUGUCCAGCCUCACUGUCUUGGAUCUCAGCAACAACAACAUUGCCAACAUCAGAGAAAACACACUGGGUGGCCUCGUGAACCUCAGGGUGCUGAAACUCCAACACAACAAUUUUGCUCGACUGUGGAAGAUGGCUAAUCUUGGCGGCCCUGUGCUUUUUCUCAAGGAUACACAACAAUUGGUAACCUUACAGAUGGAUAACAAUGGACUAGAUGAGAUUCCAAAGGAUGCUUUUAAGGGGUUGAAUGACCUCAGAGAGCUAAGCCUUAGCAACAAUCUCCUAAACAGUCUUAGGUACUCAGUUUUUGACGAUCUGAAGUCCCUUAAAGUUCUACGUUUAGAGAAGAACCUGAUCACAACUGUGAGGCCUGAAGUGUUCAAAACUCCCAUGAGCAACCUGAGUGUGUUUAUUAUGGACAAAAACCCUUUUGAUUGCACCUGUGAGAGCAUCUUGUGGUUUGUGACAUGGCUGAAUAGCACAAAUAUGACCAAGGUGCCAGGUCUCAGAGACCAUUAUACCUGCAACACUCCACCUGCUUACUUUAACCGCUCCAUUAUGGAUUUUGAUCAACUCUCUUGCAAAGAUAUGACGCCAUUUCAGGCUCUUUUCAUACUAAGCAGCACAGCUGUUUUAAUGUUGAUGUCCAGUGCACUUUUGGUUCGUUUCCAUGGCUGGAGGUUUCAUUUUUACUGGAACGUACUGAUCAAUCGUACUUUGGGAUUUAGCGACACCAAAGGUGAGGAGAUCAAAGACUAUGAAUAUGACGCUUACAUCAUACAUGCAGAAAAAGAUGCCAACUGGGUAAACACACAGAUCGUCCCACUAGAGAAUGAAAAGUGCCUGUUUUGUUUGGAAGAUCGGGAUUCAGUCAUUGGAAUGUCUCAGCUUGAAUCCAUUGUGAAUAACAUGAGAACGUCUAGAAAAAUACUAUUCGUCGUGACCGAGAGUCUCCUCAACGAUCCCUGGUGUAGAAGAUUUAAAGUCUAUCAAGCACUUCACCAGGUCAUCGAAGACAGCAGAGACUCUGUUGUUUUGGUCUUUCUGCAAGAUGUGCACGACUACAAGUUAUCACGCUCACUAUUCCUGCGCAGGGGCAUGCUGCGUCCACGCUGCAUCCUGACUGGCCUGUACAGAGGGAAAAAAUCCCAGCCUUUCACCAGAAACUCCUCAUCGCGCUCGGCAUGACUAAUCGACUACAAGACUGACUGCUUCUUCUUGACAGUGGGAUAUUUUUUUUUUCCCUCACUCAACAAUGCCAAGCAGUGUUUCUUAAAAAGUCAGCGGCCUCAGAUGAGAUACAACACAAAAUAUUGAACUGUGUAUUUGAGUUGGCUGCAUCUUUGAGGUGCUGAUAUCCACUGUUUCGGUUUUGUUACUUUGCAGGGUGCCGAGUUUCCUGAGACUGAAAGACAAACCCAAAUCAUUAUUCCUCUACCACUGUGCUUGAUAGUAUGAAGUCUUUUGCUAAUAUGUUGUUUGGUUUCAAUUGGUGCUGAACACAUAAUCUGUCCCAGAAAAAGUCAUACCUUUAUUAGUUGCACUGUCAUGAACUUGAACAUUUAUAAUAACAAUAAUGUCUGUCACAGCAGAAUGAUGGAUGUACCCUCUUAAAUCCCAUGAAAACAGUAAGUGGUUAGUUUGUUUUAUUUUAUUCAUUCAUUCUACAUGUUUGCCGAGUUUUUGUAAAAAAAAAAAAAAAAAAGAUCAAGUGGAAUAUGUUACAUGUUGUUCAACUGAGAUUAUGUUUUCUUAAUAUUACACCAGGAAAUA